Magnolia sinica is the source of this 3494-nucleotide messenger RNA. RefSeq names its product flowering time control protein FCA-like. Gene Ontology annotation, cellular component: ribonucleoprotein complex; cytoplasm; nucleus. Gene Ontology annotation, molecular function: protein binding; mRNA binding. The record is from RefSeq and is a predicted model, not a curated record. The transcript has 22 exons. Lineage: Eukaryota; Viridiplantae; Streptophyta; Magnoliopsida; Magnoliales; Magnoliaceae. The coding region runs from base 1 to 3264 and encodes 1087 amino acids.
AUGAACAGUCCCAUCGAAGAAGAACAACUCAACUAUAGGGAUCUCAGUUGUUCCCCUGGUACGAAUAUCUUUGUAUCUUAUUAUGCUUUGUAUUCUCCUUCACCUGUAUCGGUCACUGAUGCGCUUCAACAGGAUCCCAAAACCCUUCCUAGUAUCGCAGAGGUUUCAUCAUCGAGAGAGGCUGGAAUUUCUGUACUAGAAGUGCGGAUGACGAUAAAAGCACUGGUUUCUCCUCGAAGUGUGGAGGUGAACCAAGAUACUUCAGACAUUCCAUUAGCUAUCAAUAGAGUCGUUGUUGAACAGGUUCAUAUUGAAAGGAUGGCAGUUGUACGCCCUGCCUCCCUUCAACCAGUUGCUCGCAGUCUCAAAUUCCCUUCUAAUCCUGUUGACAUGGCAACGCCAACGACUUUGGAUUUGAGUUUCGGGGCUAGGGAAUUAUCUUUUAAUAUUGCGACUACCGUCGUAGAUAUUCCCGAAUCCUCAGAAAUAGGGGCAUCUACAUCACAAAUUAUUCCACAAUCUACCCCCAAAGAUGUAAUCUCUAAACACGAUACUGGAAACCCUUUAAUAUUCUCGUCAAGGAGCUCUGGUGGUGGCAAAAAAUCUUCGCUCUUCAAUUGUUACUUGGAGAGGACUCUGGUCGGGGUAGGUAAAGCUGCAGCUAAGCUGGCUAAAGCAUCUGCCUUUGCAUUCUUGCAUCGCGGUGUUAAAUCAUUGUCGGAGAAGGUAACAACGAACAUGCAUGAUGGCCCAAGGCGAAAAACCACCUCCACCUCCACCUCCACCUCCUACUUCUCCUCGUCCCUCCUCGUCCCUCCUCCCAGAGAUUGCACAACACCUUCGAAAGCUGGAAUGGAAAGAAACAGAGGAGACUACCAUAGAUAUAAUAAUCCAGAGCCCUACCGAAGUUCCAGAACGCCUCAUCCUCCCCCUCCUUCUAGGUCUUCUUCUUCCUCUGACAGCCGUCCCCCACCCUUCUCCAAUCAUCACCACCAUCAUCACAGUCGAUACUCCAAUAAUUCUCGUAGCAGCGGCUUCUCUGAUGGUCUCCCUCCCUUCAAUGAUUCUCAGAACCAGCCAUUAGGUGGUGGGGCCGGGUUCCGUCCCACGGGCGGUGGGUACGGCGGGCCCGGCGGCCAGAUGGGGUCGGUAUCUGGACACAAACGCGGUGCCAGUGGAUUCCCGGUGUCUGACAGAGGUGGAUCUCCUGAUAAGAUUGAUGGUGGCAAUUUCGCAAAGCUUUUUAUUGGAUCUGUUCCAAGGACAGCCACUGAAGAAGAUAUUCGCCCCUUCUUUGAGGAGCAUGGAAAUGUUAUUGAGGUUGCUUUAAUCAAAGAUAAGAGAACCGGCCAACAACAAGGAUGUUGUUUUGUAAAAUAUGCAACUACAGAGGAAGCUGACAGAGCCAUUAGAGCUCUGCACAAUCAGAUUACUUUGCGUGGGGGAUCAGGUCCCAUCCAAGUUAGGUAUGCUGAUGGGGAACGGGAGCGCCUCGGUAAUUUUGCAAGUGCAGUUGAGUACAAGUUGUUUGUUGGUUCCAUGAACAGACAAGCUACAGAAAUGGAAGUUGAAGAAAUCUUUUCUCCUUAUGGGUGCGUUGAAGAUGUCUAUAUCAUGAGAGAUGAUCUGAAGCAAAGCCGUGGAUGUGGAUUUGUCAAAUUUUCUCGUAGAGAGAUGGCAGAAGCAGCUAUAAAUGCUCUUAAUGGAACCUAUGUGAUGAGGGGCUGUGAUCAACCAUUAACUGUUCGUUUUGCGGAUCCGAAGAGGCCUAGGGCUGGAGAGUCAAGGUUUGGUCCUGCAUUUGGGGGUCCUGGUCUUGGCCCUCUAUCUCAAGCACCAUCAGGAGUCAGGCCCAUGUCCAAUCUUGGUGAAUCUAUUGGAGAGUUUAAUCCAUCCAAUGCUUGGGAUCCAAUGAGCCCACAGAAUAUGGGCCCAUCUUCGAAAAUUAGUAAUCAUUCUUUUGGGGGUCAUUUGGCUGCCAGGGAUGUUGGGGCAAUUUCUUCAAGUGCAGUUGGUUCCUUGGGAGCCCUUGGUGGACCCAGAAAUGGUUCUCUUCCGGACCUUCCAGUUACACCAUCCUCUACACCACAACAGAGUUUCAACCCAUCUAUAGCACAGAUUCCAUCCUUCAGUUCGAAAAUAUCACCGUUGCAGAAGCCGCUAGAAUCUCCCCAAGACAUGCCAUCUUCCCUGCAAUUGCACCCCCUACGAACAUAUGCAUCCUUCUCACAGGCACAAACUUCACAGCCAUCGAUCCAGCAGCUUGGUCAGCUGCAAUUCCCUCUUUCCGUAGGCCAACACUCCUUCAGUCAAGCAUUACCAUCUCAACAGUUAUUUGGUUUGAGCAGGCAGUCAUCUGUUUCUCAGCCUCUGGUUCAGCAGAGUGCCUCCGCAGCAGGACUACAGACUCCCUUGAGCUUGCAACAUCAAGGAGUGACUGCUACUACUGCUGUUGCUACUUCAAACCAACAGCAGUUGCCUGCUGGUUCUAUCCAGCAACCACUGCCUAAGCCCAUGCAACAAUCACCAUCUCAGCUACCGCAGGUGCUGGCACAACAUCAGACUCAGGUUUUGCAAUCAAGCUUUCAAUCCUCACAACAAGCAUUUUCUCAUCUGCAACAGCAAUUGAAUUUAAUGCAACCAAAUAUUCAAAGUCUUAGCCUGCAGCAAACUUCCCAGGCUGGAAAACCACAGUCUCCAUGGACUGGAAUCACAGCGCAGACAGCCAUCAGCUCUCAGGCUACUGCACCCUCUGUGAUUGUGCCUUCAGCCAUGUCUGCUGCUCCUGCGACUACUCUUGGUGCCUUGGCCUUGCCCACUCUUACUUGCCAUUGGACCGAGCACACCUCUCCCGAAGGAUACAAGUAUUAUUAUAACAGUGUAACCACUGAAAGCAAGUGGGAGAAGCCUGAAGAGUUGACCCUAUUUGAACAACAACAACAGCAACAGAAAUUGUACCAACAAAAACUUGCAGUUCCUCAGCCUCAAUCUGAGUCACAUACACAGAUUCAGUCUGCCCAACACAUUUCUCAAACCCAGCAGGUUGAACCUCAGCUCAGGCAGCAGCAGCUGAUACAACUCCAGCAACAGUCUUUAUCUUCAUCGUAUGGUCGUUCUGGUGUAACCGGUGAACCAAAUGUUAGGGAAGUUGGUUAUGCACAAUUACAGGCGACUAACAGUUCACUCAUUGAUACUGCUCGCUUCCAACAGGGGCUUCAGUCUGCACAGGAGUGGAUGUGGAAAAACAAGCCUGCAGGAACUUGAUGUGGAAAAACGGCGUUGAGGGAAUCAUGUGAGCAGAAAUGAAUACCGAUAACUCGUGGGAGCAAUGCAGGUAGUCUUCUUUGCACUGUAAGAGGAAAUGUAACUCUAAUAUUCUUCCUGAGUCUCUCUAUUACCUGGAGAAUUUUUACUCUCCAUAGAGAAAAUAGAAAAGAAAUCUUUCACUUGUUAAUCCCGGGACAGUUAAUGCAUGAGCCUAAGUUUAUUAUGUA